Molecule: messenger RNA, 1500 nt
Organism: Aspergillus puulaauensis
Lineage: Eukaryota; Fungi; Ascomycota; Eurotiomycetes; Eurotiales; Aspergillaceae
Exons: 2
Coding region: 1-1500 (499 amino acids)
Biological process (GO): intracellular iron ion homeostasis
Source: RefSeq, a predicted model, not a curated record
AUGGAACCUGUUGAGCGGAAACCCGAGGCUGACUUCCGGAGCUAUCGCAAGAUGUCUCUUGCGCAGCAACGUGGUGCUCAGCGACUGAGGCCAACUCCUCCGGACGAGCUGCACGACCUCCUCUGCGUGGGGUUCGGACCUGCUUCGUUAUCGAUUGCGAUUGCUCUGCAUGACGCCCUCGAUCCAUGCUUGAACAAAUGCGCGCCCACCUCCGGCUGGCAGCCGAAGGUGGCCUUCCUGGAACGCCAGAAACAAUUUGCCUGGCACUCAGGCAUGUUGGUUCCAGGCUCAAGAAUGCAGAUAUCCUUUAUUAAGGAUCUCGCCACCCUCCGUGAUCCCCGCAGCAGCUUCACCUUCCUCAACUACCUUCAUCAGAAUGAUCGCCUGAUCCAUUUCACCAACCUGAGUACCUUUACACCGGCCCGUAUGGAGUUUGAAGACUACAUGCGAUGGUGUGCACAGCAAUUCUCCGAUGUCGUGUCCUAUGGCGAGGAGGUGAUUGAGGUGGUACCCGGAAAGUCAAAUCCGGAUAGCACCGUCGUCGACUACUUCACAGUCCUAUCUCGCAACGUGGAAACCGGCGAAAUCUCAUCGAGAAGCGCACGCAAGGUUGUGCUUGCCCUCGGAGGAACUGCGAAGCUGCCAGCCGAGCUUCCUCAAGACGCCAGGAUCAUGCACUCGUCGAAGUACUGCACUACCCUCCCAACAUUGCUCAAGGACAACAAUGAGCCCUACAACAUCGCAGUCCUAGGAAGUGGCCAAAGUGCUGCUGAGAUCUUCCAAGAUCUCCAGAAGCGGUAUCCCAACUCCAGGACCUCGCUCAUCAUGAGAGACACUGCCAUGAGACCCAGUGAUGAUUCGCCUUUUGUAAACGAAGUUUUCAACCCCGAAAGAACCGACAAGUUCUACAACCUCUCGCCCGCCGAGCGCCAAAGCUCCCUCAAGGCCGAUAAAGCCACGAACUACAGCGUUGUCAGAAUCGAGUUGAUUGAGGAAAUCUACAAUGAGAUGUAUCUCCAGAGAGUCAAGAACCCCGACGAGACCCAAUGGCAGCAUCGCAUCCUCCCCGGCCGCAAGAUUACACGUGUUGAGCAUUAUGGACCGAAGCGACGGAUGCGACUGCACGUCAAGGCUGUGAAGGAGGGUAGCGAUAGCCUCGUCGGCGACGGAAAGCAGGUUUUGGAGGUGGACGCGCUCAUGGUCGCCACGGGCUACAACCGCAACGCCCACGAACAGCUCCUUAACAAGGUACAACAGCUGCGACCGGCAACCCAGGAUCGUUGGACCCCGAGACGAGAUUACCGCGUCGACCUAGAUCAGAGCAAAGUUAGCGCAAACGCUGGAAUCUGGUUACAGGGCAGCAAUGAGCAGACACAUGGAUUGAGCGAUAGUCUCCUGUCGGUUCUGGCCGCACGAGGUGGCGAGAUGGUGGAAUCGAUUUUCGGAGAGCAACUUGAGAACGCGGCGGUGCCGGACACCAGAUUCCGCGCUAUGCUCUAG